AUGCCUCUGCCUUCUCAGACCAUGGCAACCACUGAACACAACUUAAUUGCCGGGGUAGACGAAGCUGGACGAGGGGCAUUAGCUGGUCCAAUCGUCGUUGCGGCAGUAAUUUUGCCAACUUAUUUUCUAAUUAAAAGUCCUCGCGAAGUAGAAAGUAAGAAUCCUUUACAAGCUACCAAAGAAGCCAUGGUCGAAGCGGCUUUAAAAUUAAAAAAUAAACCUGGCUUGUGUUUAGUCGACGGCAAAGAAGAAAUAUUAAUUCCCGGCGUUCCAACCCAAAGCAUUAUCGGUGGUGACCGUCAAUCAAUUAACAUCGCAGCUGCUUCGAUUGUUGCCAAAGUUACCCGCGAUGCUAUUAUGAAAACAAUUUUUCAAUAUGGAAUUUGUUCCUUGCAUCGGAAAACUUAUGAACCAAUUAAAAGUUUAGUCAGUGGAUAUUUAGGAACUUUGCCGAUUAUUAACCCCGAAUGUGUUGAAUUGGCUCUGAAACUGGCUCUGGCUUUACAAGCAAAAAUCAGCCCAAUAAUUAUUUUCGACCGCAAAAUUUAUCAUUAUUAUGAUUUACCUAAAGGAUACCAAAUUACCCAAAAUCGCCAGACAUUAGCAAAUUCUGGCUAUUUACCAUUAAUUACUUCUAGUGGUAUUAAAAAUAUCCCCUUAAGAAAUUUGCAGUUAGAAGAAGAUACUGCCAAAUCUUUUUAUACCGAGGAAGGGAUAGAAUUAGAUUUUAACCGAGCAGGUAAUCCUUUAAUUGAAUUAACUACCGAGCCGAUUUUUCAUAAUUCGGAAGAGACGAUUCUUUUUCUCCGGCAGUUACAAAAUCUUUUGCGUUAUUUAGACAUUUCUGAAGCGAAAAUGGAAAAAGGGCAAUUACGGGUUGAUUUAAAUUUUUCUUUGAAUUUAGCCGACGAUUACCAAACGCCUCGCUACGAAGUGAAAAAUCUUAAUUCCUUUAAUGCCAUUGAAAAAGUUCUAAAAUACGAAAUUAAUAAACACCACCAAUUAUGA
This is a messenger RNA of Entrophospora sp. SA101, 1008 nucleotides long. Lineage: Eukaryota; Fungi; Glomeromycota; Glomeromycetes; Entrophosporales; Entrophosporaceae. The record is from the annotation of a GenBank genome assembly.